Molecule: messenger RNA, 780 nt
Organism: Ramularia collo-cygni
Lineage: Eukaryota; Fungi; Ascomycota; Dothideomycetes; Mycosphaerellales; Mycosphaerellaceae
Exons: 1
Coding region: 1-780 (259 amino acids)
Source: RefSeq, a predicted model, not a curated record
AUGGGGAAGCGAUACACCGAAGAACAGAUUGCUUGGCUGAAAGACAACUAUGGAGAUGAGUGGCACUUUUUGCAAUCUUAUCUGUUGAGUAUGUUCGAUGAGGAUGAUCGGGACGAAGGAAAAGCAAUUGUUGAGGCCUUGAUGGCUGGGGAGAACGCCCUGGGAAGACUGGAAGCUCGCAGGAAGAUCACGAACGAUGCGUGGUGGUCCAACAAGCUGCACAAUGCAUCCCCAUCACCCUCUCCGGAAUGUUUCGUGGAAAGUCCAGUGGAUAUAACGCUGGGAGAACUACUGCUGUACGGCGAUGGAAUAUCCCGUUCCAUCUAUCAAGACUACUUGCAUAUCAAAGAGAACAAGACGACACCUGAAGCGUUCCAGAAUCGCGAGCGAGAUUCCGAGGAGGCAUGCGACUUUGCUCUUGAUCUCYUCUUCUCCGCCAAACCACAACUCACCUGGGGCGAGGCUCUUUCCAACCUACAGUACGCUCGUGGUGCACGACCUACUGUUGGACGUUUAGGGAGGGCCUUUGAGGCGUACGAGAKGGAGCAUACAGUACUGGUGGACCGCAGUUACUGGCUAGACAAAGUUAUCCAAAGUCGAAACAAGCUCCGGGUCGGAGACUUGAUCCACGUGCUGGAUAGUGCGGCUUUCGAAAAGCUUUCGCAAAAGCUAUGGAGCGAACCUGAAGCGAAGAUGAAGCUUGAGGCUUUGCGGGUGGAGAAUCAGAUGGGGAUUUAUCAAGAUAUAUGGGAUGCGCUGGAUGAAGCAGUGAAAGAAUGA